AUGUUAAAUUCUAAAAUUGUGCAGGAAGGACUCACUUACGAUGAUGUCCUUUUAAUCCCAGCUUACUCCAAUUACGUACUCCCAAAUACGGUUAUUUUGGAUAGUAAGAUUACUCAAAACAUUUCAAUUAAAACUCCUAUCUUAUCCGCUGCUAUGGAUACGGUUACGGAAUCUGCUUUGGCUAUUGCUAUCGCUCAACAAGGAGGUAUGGGAAUUAUUCAUAAGAACAUGACCGCUGUUGAACAAGCGAAAGAAGUACGAAAAGUUAAAAGGUCUGAAAGUGGAAUGAUUACAGAUCCAGUGACAUUGAAAUCUAAUGCUACAGUAGGAGACGCUUUAAACUUAAUGGCUGAAUUUAAAAUUGGUGGGAUUCCAAUUGUAGAUGAUCAAUUAACUCUGAAAGGAAUUGUCACUAACCGUGAUCUAAGGUUUGAAAAAAACCGAAAUAAAAAAAUUGUUGAAGUAAUGACUGCUGAAAACUUAGUCACAGCAAUCAAUGAGAUUUCUUUGGUAGAAGCAGAAAAAAUAUUACAACAACACAAAAUUGAAAAACUCUUAAUCGUUGACGAGUCCAAUAAAUUGACUGGAUUAAUUACUUACAGAGAUAUUAUUAAAGUAAAAAAACACCCUAACUCUUGUAAAGAUGCUCACGGAAGGCUUAGAGUGGGAGCUGCCGUAGGUGUCACAAAUGACACUCUUGAAAGGACUACUGCGUUAGUUGAAGCAGGGGUUGAUGCAAUCGUAAUUGAUACUGCUCAUGGACACUCUCAAGGGGUCAUUGAUAAGUUAAAGCUUGUUAAACAAGCUUUUCCUGAACUUGAAGUCAUUGUAGGAAACAUUGCCACGGCUGCUGCUGCUAGAAUGCUUGUUGAUAAUGGGGCUGAUGCCGUAAAAGUUGGAAUAGGACCUGGUUCAAUUUGUACAACUAGGAUUAUUGCUGGAGUCGGUGUUCCACAAUUAUCAGCUAUUAUGGAUGUUGCAGAAGAAUUAAAAGGAAGUGGUAUUCCUAUCAUUGCAGAUGGAGGAAUUCGAUUUACUGGAGACAUUGUAAAAGCCAUUGCAGCAGGAGCUAGCUCGGUAAUGCUAGGUUCUAUGUUUGCUGGUGUGGAAGAAUCUCCUGGCGAAACGGUUAUUUAUCAAGGAAGAAAAUUCAAGACAUACCGAGGGAUGGGCUCUUUAGAAGCUAUGAAAAAAGGAUCAAAAGAUCGCUAUUUUCAAGAUUCACAAAAUGACGAUAGAAAAUUAGUCCCAGAAGGAAUUUCUGGUCGAGUUCCCUUUAAAGGAAACUUAGGAGAGGUAAUGCACCAACUAAUUGGUGGACUUCGUUCUGGAAUGGGAUACUGUGGUGCUAAAGACAUAGAAGCGCUUAAAGACGCAAAAUUUAUCAAAAUCACUGCUGCUAGUAUUCAAGAAAGUCAUCCUCAUGAUGUUACAAUUACUCGAGAAGCUCCUAAUUAUAGUCUUAAAUAG
Penaeus vannamei (Pacific white shrimp) is the source of this 1470-nucleotide messenger RNA. The record is from RefSeq and is a predicted model, not a curated record. NCBI's taxonomy places the organism in Eukaryota, Metazoa, Arthropoda, Malacostraca, Decapoda, Penaeidae.